Molecule: messenger RNA, 1210 nt
Organism: Acomys russatus (golden spiny mouse)
Lineage: Eukaryota; Metazoa; Chordata; Mammalia; Rodentia; Muridae
Product: ribonuclease SLFN12-like
Exons: 2
Coding region: 152-1210 (352 amino acids)
Source: RefSeq, a predicted model, not a curated record
GUCAGUCCCAGGCUGGAGCGAACUUUCCUGCUUCGUCCAGCAGGUGUCGGCAGCACAGCCAACUCACAGUAGACUUCAAGCCUGAGUGAGCUUCACUGAAGUAGCUCCUAGGAAAGAAAUUCAGCUUUGGAACGAAAGGGCUGCUGGGAAAAUGAGCAUCAUCAUUGAAAGCAUCACUCCUAAGCUGGUUCUAAAUGUCGGCAAGAUCACGCUUGGGGUGAAAAACAGGGAGGAAAUGAAAAAAUCUGACAGGAUGAGGAAACAGAACAAAACCAUUUUAACAGCUCUGUGUGCUCUGCUGAACUCUGGAGGGGGAGAGAUCAAGGCUCAUAUUGAAAAUCAAGACUAUAGCCUCACCAAGCACGGAAUAGGACAAGAUUUGGAGACCUCCUUGAACGCUAUUGAACCAUCUGUUCAGAAACUAGACUUCAAGCAAGAAGGAGGCUGCAUUACCAUCAUUGUAAAAGCACAGAAUCUGGGUAUCUCUGGUGGGCAGCCUGCCACCAGGGCAACCAAUUUGUACAGAAGAAAUGGGGCGUCUUCAGUUCCAAUGGACUUGGAUACUGCUUGGCAGUUCUUUGACAAAAUGAGGGACGCUGGAGAAAGAUUACGUUUAGCAAGAGAGGUGCGUGGAAAUAGUUUCAGAGAAGGCGUGCAAGAAGAACGUGACGGGCAAGAGUUGGCUGCUGCUUUUUUUAAAGAGACAAAAGUUUCAAAAGGGUUGGAAUUCCCCUUUAGCGAAUCAAAAAAUGUCGAAUAUAAAUUAUUUCAAACAAAAAAGUGGUUACAACGCGUCAAAGAGAUUCUCCCUAAAACUGUCUCUGCUUUUGCAAACACUAAUGGGGGAUAUUUGUUUAUUGGUUUGGGUGAAAAAAAGCAGCAAGUAGUUGGUUUUGAGGCAGAGGAGGGUGAUCUUGCGCAGCUGGAGAGCGAAACAGAAAAGUGCGUCCGACAGCUGCCUGUCACUCACUUCUGUGAGGAGAAGGGGACCAUAAAGUACACAAGCAAAUUCAUCGAAGUGCACGAAUCUGGAUCUGUGUGUUCGUAUGUCUACGCGCUCAGAGUGGAGAGAUUCUGUUGCGCGGUGUUCUCUGCAGAGCCCGAUUCCUGGCACGUGGAAGACAGUUGCGUGAAGGGCUUUGCUGCGGAGGAAUGGGUGAAGAGACUCUUGGCCUCAAAAGCCGGCUCAGAAAGGGGAAUUAGCAACUAG